Diutina rugosa is the source of this 1071-nucleotide messenger RNA. RefSeq lists its product as uncharacterized. The coding region runs from base 1 to 1071 and encodes 356 amino acids. NCBI's taxonomy places the organism in Eukaryota, Fungi, Ascomycota, Pichiomycetes, Serinales, Debaryomycetaceae. The transcript has a single exon. The record is from RefSeq and is a predicted model, not a curated record.
AUGGUUGAACCGGAGGAGGUCAUUGACCAUUUGCGUCUCCUUCGAGCGUUCCAGCGGAUGUUCAGUGGAAUCCAUGAAUGGGUGGAGUUCGAGACGUCGAGCAGAGUGCGCUUCAUCCACACCUUGCUUGUGAAUGAGGCCGAAGAGUUGACCAAUGACAUCGCUAUCCCAUUGGAAGUAGUCUACUUGUGGUAUUAUCAUACCCUUCACGACAAACCUGUUCACAGUUAUGCCCCGCUUCCGAAGUGGAACAUCUCUGACUUUGCUCGCUACGUUGAUGACGACGACUUCUACGUGCCACCUCCCGAAGCCCAAACUCGGUUUGAAGAAGCGCUGCUGCUCUCGUUCGUCCACCAUCCAAGCCGGCUUGAAUGGUACUGUUCGUGCUGUUCAUCGUUGUUGGGGAGAUGGUCUGUAGAAUGGUUUCACAACAAUCACAUCAUCAAUACCUUCUGUGUGUGCCGUGAAGGCGAAGGUCCAAUGCAAGAUGAGAUUGCGCGGCGGUGGCUUGCGGCGGCGGCCGAGCGAGGCGACUGGGAUGGCGAAGGGGUUUCCUUUUUGCUCAAGCUAUACAUGAAGUAUGCUGUAUCCCACCGGAAACUUGUCUUUGAUCUUUUACACACUGACGAACCGGUCGGUGAAGUGAUUGAUCACCACACCACGCGAUGGAACCGACCGGUUAAGUCUCAUGCGUACCACAGAAUGCUUGAGGAGCGGGUAUUUGAUAUGGCGUUGGCGGCAGCACCCCCCAUCCAGGGCAUGGUCCCGUUGACGACUAAGUUUCUGGUGUACAAUUUGUGUGAUGGACACGAUGACCAUUUCCGCAGGACUAUCGCUGACUACUGCCGUGAACUAGAGUGGGCGGACAACAUUCUUGCCGCCCUUGAUGUGUCAGAGGCGAUAUUUCAGGUCGACGCUGGUUUAGUGGAUGAAAGAGCGGUGACGCAUGCACAGAAACUUGUACGUGACACUAUAACCAUUUCCAACAACACCAGAGGAUCACAAGGGAUCACAUCACACAUGGGGCGGGCGUUAGAUCGGGUGAAGCCUCCCUCAGCGGGAUCAGGUUAG